Molecule: messenger RNA, 1632 nt
Organism: Paramecium octaurelia
Lineage: Eukaryota; Ciliophora; Oligohymenophorea; Peniculida; Parameciidae
Source: the annotation of a GenBank genome assembly
AUGAGUAGCAAUAGUAAAUAGAACUCUUCAAAACCAGAAGAUGAAUACGAUAUAGCUGUUAUAGAAAGAAGGGUAAUAUGGAGCGGAGUAAAACCAUGCAAAUUUCUGAGGUGCUGCACUCCAUAAAUAAGAUUUGGAUGUGUGUAAAUAUUAUGCUUCCUCUUAAUUGAACUUAUUACAUUUAACAAAUUCAGAAAUUUAAGAUCCACACUCGUUAGUAGUUUAGCAAUCAGCAAAUUCCAGAUUUGAAAUAUCAAUAAUUAAUUCAAAAUAAUAAAUUUCCAGAAUUAAUUUUCAAAAAGCAUUACCGCCAAAUAAAGAAAAAAAUUACGAUUCAAUGAGUGAUAUUAUUCUAUCGUCGAGCAACAAAUGCUGGCUAGUAGUUAUUUAUAAUUAGAUGUAUUCUAUCCGUUUAUGGGAUGUUAAGACAGGAUAAUAAAAAGCCAAAUUAGAUGGUCAUUCAUAUGCAGUUAAUUCAAUUUGUUACUCUCCUGAUGGUACUACAUUAGCAUCUGGUAGUGCAGAUAGUUCCAUCCGUUUAUGGGAUGUUAAGACAGGAUAAUAAAAAGCCAAAUUAGAUGGUCAUUCAUCAAUGGUUAAUUCAAUUUGUUACUCUCCUGAUGGUACUACAUUAGCAUCUGGUAGUGCAGAUAGUUCCAUCCGUUUAUGGGAUGUUAAGACAGGAUAAUAAUAAGCCAAAUUAAAUGGUCAUUCAUCAACAGUUAAUUCAAUUUAUUACUCUUCUGAUGGUACUACAUUAGCAUCUGGUAGUGAUGAUAACCAUAUUCGUUUAUGGGAUGUUAAGACAGGAUAAUAAAUCUUAUCUUCAGAUAAUUGUUAUCAAGAUAUUGUAGCUUAAUUUUCAUCUCAAAACUUUAACAACAACUUAAUUUAAGAAAGUGGUAUUUAUUUUCUUUUUUAUAUAGUAAAUUCUCCUGUUAAUUACCUUGUCAUAUCAAAUUAGCUUGAAUUUCGAUCUUAAGGAGCGUUAAUUUUGAAAGGAGAAUUUAUUAAUCAGUCUGGCAUAGACUUGAGAACAUUAUUUAAACAAAGAGGAAGCUUCAUUUUAAUGAACCAAAUUGGAUUAUAAAUACGAUGAAAAUUGAUUAAUAUUUAUAAUCAUUUAAUACAUAUAUUUAUUUUAAUUUGUAAUAACUUCUUACCAGGGUCCAUUCGCCACGAAAUUCUCAAGUGUUCCUAAACUGGAAGGGGACCCCAGCUACUGCCAUACAAGGGAACUCUGAAAACUCUUCAAACAUGGCCAGAAGGGAUAUGAAGCCUAGGGAACUUGAGACAAUGAAUGAGAAGAAGGACGACCUCCUUAUUUUCUGUUCUGAUCCUAUUGCUGAUUCGGGGCUUUAACUUAGUAGCUUGUAGAGAUCUUUGUUAUAUAUUAUCUCUAGUGCUAUCUAUGCCUCCGGAACAAAUACUAAUUCCAGAACUAUCUACUAAAAUCAUCGAUUAAUAACAUAAAUCUCGAUGACGCACUAAGGAGUAUCACUUUACAAUUACAAAUUAAUAAAAAAUAUAUAGUGCAGUUCCUAAAGAACUCCACUGGGAUCUAGAGUUAGGCACCCUCUAAACCACCCAGCAUUAUUAACCCCAGGUGUCUUGAUAUAAACUACAAUCUGA